UCAGUGCAGCGGUGAUGAUGGCGCGGCUCGGUGUGUUGGUGCUGUUUCCUCUCCUCUUCCACUCCGUCUUCUCCAUCUCCUUCUUCUUACCAGUCAGAAACCGAAAAUGUUUAAAGGAGGAGAUACACAAAGAUGUUCUGGUGACCGGAGAGUACGAGAUCAGCGAGCAGCCUAACACUAAAGUCAACUUGAAGAUCACUGAUUCCUCUGGCCACAUCCUGUACACCAAAGAUGAUGCCACAAAGGGCAAAUUUGCCUUCACUACAGACGACUACGACAUGUUCGAGGUUUGCUUUGAGAGCAAGUCUCAGAUGGCACUUGGACGAGUUCCUGACCAGAUGAUCAACCUGGACAUGAAGCAUGGAGUGGAGGCCAAGAACUACGAGGAGAUUGCCAAGGUGGAGAAGCUAAAGCCUCUGGAGGUAGAACUGAGGCGUUUGGAGGAUCUGUCUGAGUCGAUAGUUAAUGACUUUGCCUACAUGAAGAAGAGAGAGGAGGAGAUGAGGGAUACCAACGAGUCGACGAACACCCGUGUGCUGUACUUCAGCGUCUUCUCCAUGUGCUGUUUGAUCGGACUGGCCACGUGGCAGGUCUUCUACCUGCGCCGCUUCUUCAAGGCCAAGAAGCUCAUCGAGUAAAACAGACCUGCCAAUCAGAGACCGACAAGCCCCGCCCUUUUUUAAACCGAUCCUAUUAUUUACUUCAUCAUGAGGGCAAAGCUAGUUUGAUGGGAGAUGUUGUUACUUGGAAUCUGACGGCCAUAUUUAGAUUGUGCAUUAUUUUGUUAGACCAUCAUUUUGUUUUUAUUAAGACAAUAAAACCAGCCAUUUCUUCACCAUUUUAUUGCUAUUAAAUCUGUAUGAAAUUUAUUUUGUCUUCGUGAUGGCUUGGAUUGUACGAUGGCUGAUGGGGUCAUUUAGAUGGUGAUAUGUUGGCACUAUACUCUUGGGUCGAGUGUGUCAUUAGUACUUGCUCUGAUAUUCCUGAAAGUAACAGUAGGCUGAGAGAAUGUUUAUCCAUCUCCUUUAUAAACUGGUCAUUUAAUUCAUGGUGUUGCGCACCAGUCAGAGUGAUCUGCUUCUUUAUUAUUUUGUUUUUUUUCUCGUCUCUGGACAGGUUUACUUCAUGACAAGGUGUUUUAUUUCAUUUAAUGUUUAAUAUAAUUAUAAAAUGGUGACUGUUUAUUUUUGGCUGGUUUAUGGAGAAUGAGCUUGUUUGGGGAGGGGGGAUAAUUUGUAAUUAUUUAGUUUUGGUUUUGUGAUUUUUGGGGAACUGAAUUGUCAUUUAAUAAAGUUUGUUAGGUAAACCACUAUCAGGUUUACUAUCUUUUA
This is a messenger RNA of Trichomycterus rosablanca, 1331 nucleotides long. It is a transcript of the gene tmed10, whose product is annotated as transmembrane p24 trafficking protein 10. Gene Ontology annotation, cellular component: endoplasmic reticulum-Golgi intermediate compartment; endoplasmic reticulum; COPII-coated ER to Golgi transport vesicle. Gene Ontology annotation, biological process: intracellular protein transport; endoplasmic reticulum to Golgi vesicle-mediated transport; Golgi organization. NCBI's taxonomy places the organism in Eukaryota, Metazoa, Chordata, Actinopteri, Siluriformes, Trichomycteridae. The transcript has 5 exons. The record is from RefSeq and is a predicted model, not a curated record. The coding region runs from base 15 to 638 and encodes 207 amino acids.